AGCCAGCUUCCGGCUCGCGCGAAAACGGUGUGGCUUUCGCACGUGUGGCGCUGCUGGGCUGCUCGUGGAUUUUCCGGGACUCUCUUAAAGCCUAAGGAUGAAGGCGAGAAGAAAUAAAAAACAGGUCCCAAGCUUUCGCAAGUUGAUAAAAACUAGUAAAGUUAAACUUGAAAACAAGCUAAAAAAUAAGCAGUUUAAACAACAAAGCACGCUCAAGAAGUACCGCAAAGAACAGAGGAAGCUAAGGCAAGCUGUAAAAGAUGCUGUGUCUAAGAAACCUGUCCCAUUGGAGGACCCAAAGAAGAAACGAACAGCUAAAAGGAUUGAGAUGGAAGAGGAGGAAGAAGAGGAAGCCCUUCCCUUAGAUAUGAUGGAUGAAGAUGAUUUACAGUUAAUGAAAGAUUUAGGACAAAAAGCAUCUUUUCUAACAAGAGAUCUUUCCUCUAGCGAGCCUAUUCAUGCCAAGAAACGAAAGCAUGAGCACAUUAUAGAUAAAUAUGAAAAAAUACCAAGAACUUUGCAAACUGCACCAGAGAAGGAACUGAUUCAUUUGCUUCCUAUCAAAGAUAAAAGUGGUAUAAUUCCACAGACCAGGGAGAAGCCAGUUAUUGACAGUAAUAAAGAUGAAGAGGACCAAGAAGAGAUGGAUAUUGAGGAAGAGGUCAUUGAAAAUCCUGUUCGAGAGCUGACUAUAGAAGAACAUUUGGUUGAAAGAAAGAAGAAACUACAGGAGAAGAAAAUGCACAUUGCGGCUUUGGCCUCUGCCAUUGUAUCAGAUCCAGAAAGUAACAUUAAGAAACUUAAAGAAUUACGUUCCAUGCUGAUGGAACAGGAUCCUGAUGUGGCUGUUACUGUUCGAAAGCUGGUGAUAGUUUCUCUGAUGGAGUUAUUUAAAGACAUUACUCCUUCCUAUAAAAUCCGGCCCCUAACAGAAGCAGAAAAAUCUUCCAAGAUCCGCAAAGAAACCCAGAAGUUAAGAGAAUUUGAAGAAGGCCUGGUUAGCCAGUACAAAUUUUAUUUGGAAAAUCUGGAGCAAAUUAUUAAAGAUUGGAAGCAAAGGAAGCUGAAGAAAAGUAAUGUAAUUUCCUUAAAGGCAUACAAAGGACUAGCAGAAGUGGCUGUGAAGAGCCUAUGUGAGCUGUUGGUGGCACUUCCUCAUUUUAAUUUUCACAACAACAUCAUUGUAUUGAUUGUCCCUCUCAUGAAUGAUGUGUCAAAAUCGGUAUCUGAAAUGUGUUGUGAGGCAGUAAAGAAACUCUUCAAACAAGAUAAAUUAGGCCAAGCUUCUCUUGGUGUAAUUAAAGUGAUUUCUGGUUUUGUGAAGGGCCGAAAUUAUGAAGUUAGGCCAGAGAUGUUAAAAACAUUUUUGUGCCUAAGAAUCAAGGAAGUAGAAGUGAAGAAAGAUACUGAGGACAUUAAUAAACCAAAAAAGUUCAUGACUUUCAAGGAAAAGAGAAAAACUCUAUCACGAAUGCAGAGAAAGUGGAAGAAAGCAGAAGAGAAACUAGAGCGGGAGCUUCUGGAGGCGGAAGCUUCAGAGAGUACUGAAAAGAAACUUAAACUGCACACAGAAACUCUGAAUAUUGUGUUUGUAACCUACUUCAGAAUAUUGAAGAAGGCACAGAGGUCACCUCUCCUGCCAGCAGUUCUAGAAGGUCUUGCCAAGUUUGCUCACCUUAUAAAUGUCGAGUUUUUUGACGAUUUAUUAGUAGUUCUUCAUACUCUCAUUGAGUCUGGUGAGCUGAGCUAUCAAGAAAGUCUGCACUGUGUCCAGACUGCUUUUCAUAUUCUUUCUGGGCAAGGUGAUGUUCUGAAUAUUGAUCCAAUGAAGUUCUAUACACAUCUCUACAAAACACUGUUCAAGUUACAUGCAGGUGCUACCAAUGAAGGUGUAGAGAUUGUACUCCAGUGCCUUGACAUCAUGCUAACCAAGCGCAGAAAGCAAGUUUCUCAACAGCGAGCCCUGGCUUUCAUCAAGCGCCUUUGUACCCUUGCUCUUCAUGUUCUUCCAAAUUCAAGCAUUGGCAUUUUAGCUACUACCAGAAUAUUAAUGCAUACUUUUCCCAAAACAGAUCUGUUGCUUGACAAUGAAUCUCAAGGAAGUGGAGUUUUCCUCCCUGAGCUGGAUGAACCUGAACACUGUAAUGCUCAGAACACUGCUCUCUGGGAAUUGCAUGCACUGCGGAGACAUUACCAUCCCAUAGUGCAGAAAUUUGCAGCACACCUGAUUGCCGGAGCACCUGUUGAAGGCUCUGAAGCACUUAGGCCUGAGCUGAGCCGAAGAUCUGCUGCUGAACUUUUUGAGACUUACAGCAUGGCAACAAUGACAUUCAAUCCUCCUGUUGAAUCUUCACACUCCAAAAAGAAGGAUAAAAUUGUACAAGGGGAUUCACUUUUAAAUGAAGAUUUAAAUCAGCUAGUCAAAAGACAUUGCAAUGAAGCUGCUAUUCAGUCACCCCUGGAUUUCACCAAAUAUUUGAAAACAUCGUUACGGUAGUAGAAAGAUUGAAGAAUCAGUAGACUUUGUUAUAUAUUUGUGUGUGUGUAUGUGCAGAUACACAUCAAUAUGUUGUCUACUCAGGACCUUUGUAUACAAGGAAAACUUCCUAAGAGUGAUUAGGAAGAGGACACAUUACCCUUUGCAUGGCAUAUGGCUUCACUCUAUAUUCUGAAAAUGCUACUCAUUAAGAGAAUCAAGCCUUUUUUUCCUGCAGGUAUUUGGAAAUUUCUUUCUUCAUGAUGCUGCUUUUUGAAAAAUUAAUGUACAUAUUAUAGUUAAAAAAAAAACCACUCUGGAUUGAUUCAUACUGAACUGUAGUUGCUAUAUAGAAGAGAAAAAUCAAGACCGUGAAAAGGUUUUUAUUUUACCUAGUUAAGCUGCUCUUUAUAAGCAGAUACUCUUUAAAACUAAAUAUUUUAUUGCAAUACCAUAGAUGCAAAUGAGAAACAUUCUAAAUUUGAGUGAAAAUAUAUUUAUGAAAAUUUUUGAGAAAAAAAGCUGGAAAUUAGUCCCAGGUUCAUUAUUUUUUUUUUUUUAAAGAUGUAUUUACUUGCUUGAGAGGCAGAGUUACAGGAGGAGAGACAGUGAGGUCUUCCAUCCUCUGGUUCACUUCCCCAAUGGCCUCGAUAGCCAGAGGUGGGCCUAUCUGAAGCUAGAAACCAGAGCUGCUUCUGGGAGUCUCACGUGGGUGUAGGGGCCCAAGCACUUGGGCCAUCUUUCACUGCUUUCCUAGGCUAUUAAGAGAGUUGGAUGGGAAGUGGAGCAGCUGGGAAACGAACCAGUGCCCAUAUGGGAUGCCUGUGCUGCAGGUGGAAUCUUAACCUACUAUGCCACAGCGCUAGUCCCUGCUCCCCAUUAGUUCUUUAUAAAUGAUAUACUUCAGCAGGUAGCCACAUUUGGUCUUCAUUGUAGCUGCUUUCAAAGAAUGUUUAAUACAAUUGUAGUCUCUGAAGUUUUUUGCAUUUGACAUGUCCUGGAAGGUAACUGGGGGAAGAAUUGCUCCAGGGUAGUAAAAGCAAGUCUAAGACUUUACUAUUCUGUAUAGAUGGUGGUGGUGGGGCUUCAUUUAGUUUUUCCUUUUUAUAUGUAAAAUGCCUUUUAUAGCAGUUUUCCAAGUAUUUUAGGACUAUCCGGUGAAAUGCAUGUUUCAGUGACUAAGUUGUAUUUUCUACUGUUGAUAGUUGAAUCAAAACAUCUGUUUGAUUCUUGUGAGAAUUUGAAACAUUGUACAGGAAUCAUAUAGUAAUAUGGCCUGAAAUUUUGGUCUGAAGCAUAGAGCUCUUUUUUCUCAUGAAGUAAAUGAAAGAAUUCCUUUACUAUUCCAAUAGAGUGGUAGGAUAUCAGCUUAACAGUUGAUGUCAAUCUUUCAAUAUAGUCUUGGGUGAAUUAUUGUUUAUUUUGGAAAGGCAGAGAGACAAAAACAGAGAAAGGUACCUUUGAUUAGCUCACUCCCGAGAUGCCCACAACAGCCAUACUGGGCCAGAUUGGAGCUAGAAACACAAGCUGCUUCUCUCGUGUGGAUGGCAGGGACCCAAGUUCUUGAACCAACACUUAUUGCUUCCUAAGGUGCACAUUAGCAGGAAGUUGGAAUCAGAAGUGGAAGGGCCAGUGCUGUGGCGUAGCGGUGCCAACAGUAGUGCCUACAGUGCCAACAUCCCAUAUGGGCGCCAGUUCGAGUCCCAGCUGUUCCACUUCCAAUCCAGCUCUCUGCUAUGGCCUGGGAAAGCAAUAGAAGAUGGUCCAAAUCCUUGGGCCCUUGCACCCGUGGAAGAAGCUCCUGGCUCCGGAUUGACGCAGCUCCAGCAGUUGUGGCCAGUUGGGGAGUGAACCAGUGGAUGGAAGACCUCUCUCUCCCUCUCUCUCUCUCCUGUGUAAUUCUGACUUUCAAAUAAAAAGUAAACCUUUAAAAAAAAAAUCGGAAGUGGAGCUGGGGACCAGUGCUGUGACAUAGCAGGUUAAGCCACAAUCUGCAGCCUGGUCAUCCCCUUUGGGCACUGGUUCAAGUCCUGGCCACUCCACUUCUGAUCCAGCUCUCUGCUGUGGCCUGGGAUAGCAUUAGAAGAUGGCCCAGAUGCUUGGACCCCUGCGCACAUGUGGGAGACCCAAAUGGAGCUCCUGGCUCAGCAUGGCCCAGCCAUGGUCUUUGUGACCAUUUGGGGAGUGAACCAAUGGGUGGAAGAUCUCUCCUCUCUUUUUCUCUCCCUCUCUUACUGUAACUCUGACUUUCAAAUAAAUUUUUAAAAAAGAUAAAGUUGAGGCCAGCGCCGUGGCUCACUUGGCUAAUCCUCCACCUGCGGCGCUGGCACCCUGGGUUCUAGUCCUGGUUGGGGCGCCGGGUACUAGUCCCGGUUGCUCCUCUUCCAGUCCAGCUCUCUGCUAUGGCCCGGGAGGGCAGUGGAGGAUGGCCUAAGUGCUUGGGCCCCUGCACCCACAUGGGAGACCAGGAGGAAGUACCCGGCUCCUGGCUUCGGAUUGGCGCAGCGCCAGCCGUGGCAGCCAUUAGGGGAGUGAACCAACGGAAGGAAGACCUUUCUCUCUGUCUCUCACACUAACUCUGCCUAUCAAAAAAAUAAAAAGAAAAUAAAGUUGAGCUGGGACUCAAACUUGGAUAUUUCAACAUGGAAUGUAGGCUUUCCAGGUGGCAUUUUAAUCACUGCACCAAACACCCACCCCUGUUAUUUUUCUAGAAGUAUUGUGUGAGGUCAAACUUUAUUUUUAAAUAUUUAUUUAUUUGAGAAAGUUGGAGACAGAGAGAAAUCUUACAUCUGGUGAUUCAUUCCCCAAAUAGCCGCAACGACCUGGCCCAGGCCAAAGCCAGAGCUUCUUCCAUGUCUCCCACAUGGAUGCUGGGGCCCAAGCACUUGGGCCAUCCUCCACUGCCUUUCCAGGCCAUUAGCAGGGAGCUGGAUUGGAAGGGGAGCAGCUGGAACUCAAACCGGCACCCAUAUGGGAUGCUUACACUGCAAGCCACAGCUUUAACCUGCUGAGCCACAGCGCUGCCCCCUGGGGUCAGACUUUUUAGGCUUGAUUGCUUCAUGAUGAGAAAGGUAUGAUUCAGCAUGUAAAUAUUGGCUUACAUAUAACCCAUCUUUUAGAUAGAAAACAAAACCUAGGAGUGUUACUAAUUUGUGGGUAACCAAAGGUCUGUCCCCAUAAGAGCACAAGUUACCAGACCAUGUCACAAAUCAUUUAUUUUCCAAACAUAUACAAAUACAUUUAUACUUCAGCAACAGAAACUGUAGUUUAGAUGAAAAUUCAUUUGUAAAAUAGAAAUUCAUCAGCUAUUUUAUGCUUAUAUUAUGUUUCUAAUUUCUUGUUACAUGUAUAUUUGCAGAGGGACCAUAAAAUUAUACAUCUAAUAUUUGAAUGUCCUGUAUGAAUUUGAUGAUGAAAUAUACUUGAGCAUUAACUUUAUAUGACCUUA
This is a messenger RNA of Lepus europaeus (European hare), 5924 nucleotides long. RefSeq names its product NOC3 like DNA replication regulator (gene NOC3L). The transcript is spliced from 21 exons. Gene Ontology annotation, molecular function: chromatin binding. NCBI's taxonomy places the organism in Eukaryota, Metazoa, Chordata, Mammalia, Lagomorpha, Leporidae. The coding region runs from base 98 to 2497 and encodes 799 amino acids. The record is from RefSeq and is a predicted model, not a curated record. Gene Ontology annotation, biological process: DNA replication initiation. Gene Ontology annotation, cellular component: nucleolus.